AUGAUACUAACUCGGCUCCUUGGCCAACUCAGAGCCAUUCAACAUGAGAACGGGUCAGGCGGAGCACUAAGGUCACUGGGCAUACAGAGGUCAAGUGAGGAUUUGAGGAAUCCUGCGGAGACAGGCUUGAGCGGAGUCAAGUCCUCAGGGCAAUGCUAUAUUGAAGACAGGAAGACGUUCCUGAGCGUAGCUAAGUGUGAAGCUGCUAACAGGCAGAAGAUGCAGUUCCCGCCUAGCCACGGUCUUCUAGAGUGGCUGGGACGGAGUUUGAAUAGAUCCAAAAUCCGAACGCGGGCAGCUAAUGAAACGAAAAAUAUAUCUCAACUCAAAUUCUUUGAAAUUAGCAUACCAGAAAAAAUCGAAAGACCAACGAACUCCGUGGAAGGCUUCUAUUGA
Aspergillus luchuensis is the source of this 396-nucleotide messenger RNA. RefSeq lists its product as uncharacterized. The record is from RefSeq and is a predicted model, not a curated record. The transcript has a single exon. Lineage: Eukaryota; Fungi; Ascomycota; Eurotiomycetes; Eurotiales; Aspergillaceae. The coding region runs from base 1 to 396 and encodes 131 amino acids.